Molecule: messenger RNA, 1062 nt
Organism: Phlebotomus argentipes
Lineage: Eukaryota; Metazoa; Arthropoda; Insecta; Diptera; Psychodidae
Exons: 2
Coding region: 267-665 (132 amino acids)
Source: RefSeq, a predicted model, not a curated record
CAACAAUAUUUUUAUAAAAUCACUUCGCGAAAGUGGGGAGAGGAAUGUUAAAUUUUAUGCGAUUUUUUGUCACAUAAGUUCUAUUCAUAAAAUCAAUCCGUUAUAAUAUAUUCAUAUGUUUCCACUAGCUUACGCGGAGAUUAGAAUCGGGCUCAGAUUGGCACUGUAGAAAUCUCAAACGUCAACCAAAACAAGUGCGUGUCGCAAGAGCGCUUUUCUCUUUUUGUUCCUCCUCGAGAUAGUGCACAUCUCUUCGUCUAGCUAGAAUGUCCGGAGGCAAUAGCCUGACGAUGGACGGCGAACUGCGGUACAUGGUGCAGUGGUUCAAUGAGUGGAGUGAGCUUCAGCGACAGGACUUCUUGCCCAUCCUCCUGGAGUGCCUCUCGCCGGAGUCCUAUGUGAAUGGACUCGUGAGCGGAAUGGCCGAGGCGUCGUGCAAUGACAAGCCGAUGAGUCUGUUUCAGUGUCGGGUGAAGCUCUUCCGUGAGUGGUCCAGCAAAUGGCCCCAAAACAUCAAAGAGAAACUAAGUGAGAAAGUAUCUGAAAUUGAUCCCACAUUUGGAGACAAGUUCAGCAGUGAAUUGGAGGGUUUGCAGACAAAUGGAACCGAAUCUGCCGAAUCGGAAUCCAAUGAUAAAUCACCGACGACUGCUCAAGAAUUCUAAUUGGGACUCUACAAGGCAUUCCUUCAGACCCUGACUGACUUCAUGACCAUUUGCGAACAUCGAGGAUUGAUCCUCGGCAUUUAUACGGAGAAUUUCUUUAGCAGCUCUCUCUUUUUUUCUAUCUAUUCUACCACUAAAGCUUAUACAUAUUUAUCAUUCCCCGAAAUAUUUAUGAUAAAAUAACAAUAGUAAAUAACAUAUAGUGUCACAUUCCAUUGCAGAACUAGUUGUGAUACCCAACAUAUUCCCAAAAAAAGAGAAAAAUCAUUAGAAAAUCAUUUUUCCUAUUAUCAAAUUGUAUCUUGGAGUAUAUCAAAUUAUCGGUUUUUGAUAGAGGAAUAUAUAUAUUUCUUUAUAAAUCCCUGAAAUAAAUUUUUUUUGAAAAAUCUACAAUAAA